UAUAUGGAUGGUUAUAGUGAUGGUUGCCCCUUUUUCUUCGAGCGAAUCCGCGAAUCUAAUCGUCCACAAAACAUUGUUGAUUCCAUGUAAACAGUACUAGUGAACUGUUAAAAAGUGAAGUUAACUGUACCAGUAAAGUACGUGUUGAUUGAGUAGGACGUUUUGGUGAACGAGCGUUAUUAUGGUGGAGGAGGAUGAGGAAUGCUCUUUGACAACUUCUUUCUCACAAAAGCUACUCGUAAUUGAUUCUGAUGAGACCGAACAUGAGAUAUCGGGCUCGAGCAGUAAUACGAACAUUAGCAGAGAUCACCAACAAGCUGCUAUCAUUGAUUUAACAGCUUUGUCUUCAUCCGAUACAUCGCCCGCAAAUGCUCUCAAACAUACGACGGAAGCAGAACUAACUGAUAGCUGGACAUUUGAAGAGCCACCAAAGAGUUCACAAUCAUUCCAAACAACCAAUGAGCGACUGAAUUUCGUUGACAAUAUUCCUGAACCUAUUCAGCGGAAUAGAAACAGUAUGCGCUCCAAUGUAUCCUGUGCAGAAGGUGUUUCCACUGACGAGACACGGAGCCCGUCAAUAGAUAGUUUGUCUUCCUGUUCUGAGGAGUAUAAUGACCGCAAUUCUAACCGUAAAAUAUUGGAAAGCUUCAAAAAUCUAAAAGUGAAUAUAUCAGCUAAAAUAAACAUUAAUAUUCGUUUUGCGGAGACGUGCAACGACACUUCGUUGGAAUCAAAUGAAGAAGAUUCGUUCGAGAUACGACGAGCAUUGAAUAGGCGCAAAUCGCCCGCUGAGGAUGUAUUCUUUAUCAACGAAGGUAUGGCAAACAUUUUGACGGAUAUUUACGGCAGUAAAUGGCAAACUUAUAGAAUGAAGAAAUACUGCCAUCCCAGCAGUGAACAUGUAGCUGAAAGUAAUGACAUGUGUUUUUACAAAUAACAUGAAAGUUGAACGUAAUGCACAAUCGCCCCAAAUCUGUGUUCAUGUCUUAUAGAUAUUCAUUAGUGUUAGGUAAAAACAUAACAUUUCAAAUAUAUAUUAAAUUCUCUGUGAUUAUUUG
Molecule: messenger RNA, 1058 nt
Organism: Topomyia yanbarensis
Lineage: Eukaryota; Metazoa; Arthropoda; Insecta; Diptera; Culicidae
Exons: 3
Coding region: 182-937 (251 amino acids)
Source: RefSeq, a predicted model, not a curated record